Messenger RNA from Corticium candelabrum, 2644 nucleotides. Its product is annotated as conserved oligomeric Golgi complex subunit 4-like. Gene Ontology annotation, biological process: retrograde vesicle-mediated transport, Golgi to endoplasmic reticulum; Golgi organization. The coding region runs from base 37 to 2271 and encodes 744 amino acids. The transcript is spliced from 28 exons. The record is from RefSeq and is a predicted model, not a curated record. Gene Ontology annotation, cellular component: COG complex. Lineage: Eukaryota; Metazoa; Porifera; Homoscleromorpha; Homosclerophorida; Plakinidae.
AUUUGCGGUGUAGCCGAGGCUCCUUGAUGUUGUACCAUGUCUCUCUCUUUCGCAGAUGUAGACGUAACGCAACUUACCAGUAUUGACGAUAUCAAAGCAGCAGCUGCGUGGCUGCAAUGUGAGGAGGCAAGAAUAACAAAUGACUUGGAGAACGUUCUAGAUAGGCAAACACAACUGGACGCACAAGUAGGAGCAUUGCAUAAACAGCUGUCCAACUUGCAGGCAGCUCACAAAGACGGAGAGAAAUUGUCUGCUACAAUGUCUCACACUUGUGAUUUAGCAGAGAAGGUGAGCAGCAAGGUGCGAUUGCUGGAUUUAGCGAAGAGUCGAGUUCAGGAGGCUAUGAAGAGAGUUGAUGAUGUGCUUGAUCUUCGGAGUUGUGUUGAUGGUGUACAGACAGCUAUGGAAAGAGAAGACUAUGAACAAUCAGCAGCUCACAUUCAUCGCUACCUUACCUUAGAUGAGAACGUGCUGAAAGAGACAGCUGUAGAUGCAGCUGAAGGCAGUGGCAUUGGUGGCGCAUUUGCUUUGUUGAGAGAUGCAGAGAAACGAUUAAAGCAGAUUGUAACAGAGAAGUUUGAUCAGGCUGUUGAAAUGGCUGACAAUAGCAAAGUAGAAAGAUUUUUGAAGAUAUUUCCACUUCUAAAUAUGCAUUUUGAAGGACUUGAAAAAUUCUCAGCAUACCUCAGAACACAAAUCUCUCUUAGUGCUUAUGCCCACCUAAGGGAAGCAUCACAAGUCACAGGUGAUAGAGAAGGUGUGGUGUAUGCUGAUACGUUGACUCUUUUGUUUGAGGACAUUGCAAGAUUGGUUGAGAGACACCAACCACUUGUGGAGACAUUUUAUGGACCAGGAAAAAUGUUACCAUUAGUGAAAGCACUGCAGGUCGAAUGUGAUGUUCAAGUUGUGAAAGUGACAGAUCAAUUCAAAGAACAAAGACAUUUGGACAAGAAGAUUUACGACAUUCGAGCCUCAUUUAGUCCACGAGCUGUGUCAAGGUUGGAUCCACGAGAGCUUGAUAUUCUGCUGUCUGAAAUGACAAUGUGCACUGCAAGAGCUGAGCUGUAUAUGCGAUUUCUCAGAAGAAGACUUAGUUCUGACCUUGAUGUUUUAGCUCAAGAAGGUGGAGUAUCUGACGUUACCACUAUUGUUGAGAAAGUCAUUCAAGACAGUCAGACAAGUCACACAAUGCAGGAAUUGACUGGCUACUAUAUUGUAAUGGAGGAAUAUUUUAUGAGGGAGAGUGUGAUGAAGGCUGUUCGCAUGGAUGAGAAAGUAGAGUCUGUUCAUGGUGGCUACACGUCUAGCAUGGUGGAUGAUGUAUUUUUUAUUGUUCAGAAAUCAGUAAGGCGGACCAUCUCUAGUGGCAGCGUGGAUGGGAUAUGUGCUAUGUUAAAUCAUGCAACGACGCUGUUGGUUGAGGACUAUAGAGGAGUCUUGCAAGACAAUUUGAAACAAGGCUUUCCUACUGGCAGUAUUGAUUUGAGUGGCAUGCUUCAAGGGAAGCUGCAGAUGACAGCUAGUGAAGCUGCAGCUGCAAAGACAGCAUAUUUGGUGACACUGAACAAUAUUGAAGCCAGUAUGGAGAAUAUUCAGAAAUUAAAGGAUGAUUUUGAUUUCGAAUGCUCUAAAUUGUUGAGUCAACGAGGUGAACAAGCAAAAGCAAAAUUUGAUACUUGCUUGGCAGAUCUUGUUGCUGCCGCCACUACUUACAAAGACCAGUUGUCUUCCGGAUUAAGUGAACUGUCAGCAGUGGCUGUUGUGCCUCAGCUGAAGCCAAUGGUUGAUGGAUUUCUUUCUGUUAGCCACAACAUUACUGAUGAUGACUUUUCACAUUAUGAGGCUCAAGAUCCAUUUGUGCAAGAGCUCAUUACUGGUCUUCAGUCACUGCUGGACACAUUCAAGGGGGUUCUUGGUCCUUCCAACUACGACAAGCUAGUGAGCUUGAUGGCUGAUACACUGACUAGCCAGUUGGAGCGAGUCGUUCUAAAAUCAUCAUUCAAUCAACUUGGUGGUCUUCAGUUUGACAAGGAGCUGAGAUCACUUGUAGCUUAUUUAUCAAACAUAACACAGUGGACAGUGAGAGACAAAUUCGCUAAACUAACACAGAUGGCAACCGUUCUUAAUUUGGAGAGAGUUGGUGAAAUACUGGAGUACUGGGGUCCCAAAUCAGGACCGCUCACAUGGCGGCUUACUCCCUCUGAAGUGAGAAAGGUCUUAGCAUUGAGGGUUGACUUCAGGAAAGAAGACAUCGACAGACUAAAAUUGUAGCAGAGACAGUAUUGCAAAGCAUUACAUUUAAGCGAAUGUCUUCUAAAGGUUUAUACAUACUGAGACGUUAAAAGUGGAUUUACAACCACUAGACUUUGGAUGUACAUAGUAGAUCGUAUAUGUGCAGGAUCAGCAGUAUGAGCUCAGCUGCCUAACUCCAUUAUGGAUCUGCAUGUGAAGGUGUUGACGUACUAUUUUAGAAAGUCGUUUGCAGCUCUCUAGAUUCUGAGAACCUCUAGUGUGUAGGUUUUUGGGAAAAGGUGGUAUAUAUAAGUCACGUUAUUUCUAAUUAUUUCUUCUCUUAUUUCUGAAAGUUUUACAGAGUUGAUCUAAUAACAUAUUAAUUAACAGUGUGUACUAAAUAAUUAUUAUG